UGUUACCACGUGUGUUUCAUGGUGCAUUUGUGUAACAUGUUAGGAAAAACCUUCUGUGUCCUUUAAUGCAAUGACAGACCAGCGUCCAUGGCGGGACAACUGAAGAAGCAGUUAAAAGAGGCAGUGAAGGUCAUCAGCACAGGGAGCCUUCUGUUUGCCUCCUACCUGACUGCGGUUGGAGAUGAGCGUUUCUAUGCCAAUCAUCUGAUGCCCCUCCUGCAGAGGAUUGUGGGAGCAGAGACAGCGCAUGUGUUGGCAGUGAAGAUGAUUGGUCUUGGUCUGGUUCCUCUGAACCGCUACCAGGACCCUGCAUCAUUGGAAGUGAACGUCCUGGGGUUAAAGUUCAAAAACCCGAUUGGGAUUGCGGCGGGCUUCGACAAGCACGGAGAGGCCGUAGACGGGUUGUACAAAGUGGGUUUUGGCUUUGUUGAAGUGGGCACAAUCACUCCCAAACCUCAGGCGGGGAAUCCCAAACCGCGUGUGUUUCGACUCACUGCAGAUAAUGCAGUUAUUAACAGGUACGGGUUCAACAGCUGUGGUUUGGCAGAAGCACAACAGAGGCUCAAGGCCAGGGGAGACACUCAGCAACUGUUAAGUAAAGCUGGCCUUCCCCUGGGCAUCAACCUGGGGAAGAACAAGCUGUCCCAGGACGCAGGGGCAGAUUACUUGGAAGGGGUGAGAGAGCUGGGCCCGCUGGCUGACUACCUGGUGGUCAACGUCAGCAGUCCUAAUACGCCGGGUCUCCGGGAUCUACAAGGGAAGGCUGAGCUCCACCAGCUCCUACAUACGGUGCUAAAGGAGCGGGAUGCCCUGCAGGGAGAACGCAGACCUCCGGUCUUGGUGAAGAUUGCUCCCGACCUCACUGCCCAAGACAAACAAGACAUUGCUGAUGUCGUCACUGAGCUGGGAGUGGACGGCUUAAUGGUGUCAAACACUACGGUGUCCAGACCAGAGAUGCUUCAGGAUCCAAAUAAGUCUGAGGUUGGUGGGCUGAGUGGCCAGCCGCUCAAAGACCUCUCCACUCGCACUGUGAGAGAAAUGUACAACCUCACCAAAGGUAAAGUACUUAUUGUUGGGAUCGGCGGUGUGGCCAGUGGGCAGGAUGCCAUGGAUAAAAUCCGUGCUGGUGCAUCACUGGUUCAGCUCUAUACAGCUCUGACCUACCAGGGUCCGCCCAUAGUGACGAAGAUUAAGAGAGAAUUGGAACAACUUCUUAAAGAGCAAGGUUUCAGCAGUGUAUCAGAGGCCAUUGGAGCAGAUCACAGGGACGCAGCUUGGUCGACUCAUAAGCAGAACCUGCUGAAAGAGAUGGUAAAUGUUAACACAGACACGCAGCCCCCACCUGUAGCUGCCAUCUCCUCCACACAGGCAACAUGAUCUUGAGCUUUUUUUGAACUGUGAUGAAUGCUGAGUAAUUGCAAUCCAUCCGUCUUGAUUUCCAGGAUGAAAUAUGGUCUGAACUGACAUGUGCUAAAAAAAAAACAAAAAACCUUCAGUUUUUGUGAAGAGCAAAUCUCAAAUUCUCACUUUUACUUGAACAUAAUGAUAAAGGCUAAUAAUGAUAAAUCUUUUAUGUUGUAUUAAGAGGCCGAGGUGUGACGUUAAUCCUUUGUUACAGUGUAACAGCAAGUGUUUCUCACGCACACACUGAUACCUAGGCUAAGUGAACUCUUCAAACUAACCUCUAUUUUUUUUUUUACAAACAUAUACAAACUAUUGUCUUGUGUAUAAAUGAAAAAAAUCUGACGUUAUAUCGAAAAUAGCAAAACUUGUUUGUUAUUCUCCAUUUUAGAAACUAUCUAAUACAAAAGUUGAAUCAUGCAUUCGAGUGUUAACAUUGUGUUAUUUAUUGCUCAUCUAAAAUUGAUGUUAUUAUUGUAAAAUGAAUGGCAGAUUGCAAAAACUUAACAAAUACGUAUUCAAGAUGUUACUGCACAGAAAUCCAGUCAAACACAAUCACAGCUCGAUUGCUAUUUGGGUUAAAGGAUCAAGGUAUCCGUUUUUGUAAUGGUGCUCUAAGAGAACGUGUAGCAGAGGAGUUUAUGGCGAGUCUUUGUGAACUCCUCCUGUUCAAAAGAUAUUGUACGCCAGACUUGAUUAAAGCUCCAACAGCAAAGAGUUUUCAACAGACAGAUUAGGGGUGAACGAUGGAGGCAAAAUCUUCUUUCAUGAUAUUUGUAAUUUUAUAACUUGAUGAAAUAGUCGUUGUUCUGUGACUGUACUUUAUCUUGGGCUUGUGAUCAGUACUCAGUACCUUUCACAUAAUAUACAAUCCCAGAUCAUUCUGACUCCCUGACGGAUCAGCAAACUUUCUGUUGCUGCCGUUUCUGGAGCUGCUCCCUGUCAGUUCAAUGUCUACCCGGUUAGCACAAGCUAACAGCGGCAAACAUCCCACAUCUGUUAAACAGUUCAGACAAGCUCACAGCGACACAGAACCUCCUCGACUCUGACAUUAAACCUGUUAAUAACUGUUUAAGUUAUCCUUGUGAUGCUAACAGUUAGCCCUGUCAUUGUGCAUGUGGUGACAGACUCUCACAACUGUCCGUGGCGUAGAGCUCGCACUCCUGUAGCAGCAGCUAAAACUGUUAUAGUCUAUGAUGUGGUGAAGUUUAGUGCGGUGUAUUGAGUCUGAUGUUCCGCCUGCAAAGAUGCUUUUCUUUGAUGCUGGUGUGGUGUGUGUUGGCCGUAAAUCUGAAGCAGUGCAGUGUGUGUGAUUGCUUGAGAAAAGCGCCUGCAGCGUCAAUGCUGUAUAUCCUCGGUGCAGCCUCCCAGCUCUGAUGCUGGUUGGAAUUACAAUUAAAAAUGUGACUGUCUCAAUCACAUCAAGUGAAUGUAAUUAGGUCAUUAUGGGUGCGUUUGAAAAUACUUACUCUGUGUGUCGGCACACACUCUGGCACAAACUGGACUGUUUGUAUAUUUGGAGUGCUGUUGGUACUGUUGUUGAUGUACCAUUCAGUUAUCCAGAGUACACCACUCUGGGAGUGGCAGAGUGCACUCUGGGUACUCCGUCUGGGGAGACGGAGCAGCAGAGCACCGAACGAAGUGAAUGUGAAAUGAACUGCACAGCUUGGUAAUUCACGUUGAUAUAGAACACUCUGUUUCUUCAAACAACUCCCUCAUUUUAGUGUAGAGCGUCAGAUUAGAUGUAGGAACGCACCCUAUAUAUACAGGAAACUCAGGGAACAAUUUGACUCGUUCAUUUUACAAAGAAAUAAAAUAACUGUUGAAUCAU
Molecule: messenger RNA, 3232 nt
Organism: Plectropomus leopardus (leopard coralgrouper)
Lineage: Eukaryota; Metazoa; Chordata; Actinopteri; Perciformes; Serranidae
Gene: dhodh
Product: dihydroorotate dehydrogenase
Biological process (GO): pyrimidine ribonucleotide biosynthetic process; 'de novo' pyrimidine nucleobase biosynthetic process
Cellular component (GO): cytoplasm; mitochondrial inner membrane
Molecular function (GO): dihydroorotate dehydrogenase activity
Source: RefSeq, a predicted model, not a curated record